GAAUUUUCUUGCACGAGAGGGAGAACAUCUAUUUUAAUGAUUUUUCCGACUCUCGCAGAGCAGCAUAUAGUCAUCUCGUGCACCGCGUGGAAUUGUACCAUACGUUGCCAUUGCGGCUGGGAAAGUAGAGAUCAUUUUCCACCGACCGGUCGGGUUCAGUCGAGGACACGUCGUGGUACGGUGCAGUUCGAACGGAUCCGUACGGCAGAUUGGGACAAACACUAAUCAUUAAAAAAAAAGAAAAAAGAUCCACUUCGUGUGCCGGGAAGGAUUAUAUUAGGCAAAUAGCUAAGAGUGAAAGAGUGCGAGUAAACGUGUGCGAGAGGCGGCACACUAGAGAAAAUAGAACUCGUGUGGACAUCCAAUCCUUAAGCCGGCCGUAACAAUGUCGGGUGAAGUGAGUGAACCCAUUAAGAAGUGUUCGCUGAUCCUGAAGAAUGCCAAGAGUGACACGGAAAAAUUUGCCGCCUUGUUCAUGGUGACCAAACUGAUCAAGGGGAAGGACUGCAACCCUGCCGGCAAGCGGUUGCUGUUCGAAUCGAUCGGUUUCGAGUUUCUGCGCAAACUGCUCACCAGCAAGGACGUGCCGGAUGAUUGUCCCGCCUCCGUGUACCAGAGCGUGGCACUGUCGAUUUUGAGCUGCUUCUGCGAGGAUGAACAGCUCGCCACACACCAGGACAUGCUCGACAGCAUACCGGUAUUCCUCGGGAUCGUGUCGACGUGCGAUGACGAAGAGUACGACGACAACCUGAUUGUCAUUAACGAGGCGUACCACUGCCUGCAGAGCAUCUCGCUGUACGAGAGUGGCCGAGUGGCACUACGACGUCACGACAUCAUCACUAAGAUGGCGCAGAUCUACACGCAACGCAGCUUCCAGAUCGACGAAGCAUUGACGCUGAUCGUGACGCUUGUUGCGCGGUUCGGUGCGAACUCGUGGGAUAGCGAUCCGAAGCUGUUCCAUGCGCUGUUGCAGCGCGUGUCGCUCGAUUUCGAAACGGACCACGCGGAGCGUAAAUUCGAGCUAGCGGAGAUGAUCAGCGCGCUGCUGUUUCACUGCCGGCGUGAUCUCAUUGCACGCACGGUGCAGGGCGAAAUUUGGCCCGAGUGUCUGUACAAGGGCAUUAGCGACAUCUUGAAAAGCAAGAUCGGUAAAGCACAGCGUGACCCAGCCCUGAAGCUGGCGGCCAACGCGGUGGACGUGCUCGGCAUCGAAUGGACGCUGCACGAUGCGGAAAAUCCGAAAAAGUUCUUCCUGCUGCUGUUGCAGUUGGCCGCGAUUGAGGUGCGGAUGCAGAUGGACAACAAGAGCUUUAACCAAUGCAUGCAGCAGGCCGACCUGAUUACCGCCUGCUUCAUCAUUCUCGAGCUGUCGAUCAACUUUAUGUCGACCGAUCAGCUCGAUCUGGACCAGAAGGACAAGCAACAGGUGUACACCGGACUGAAGGGAGCCUUCACCGCCGUGCUGGGCGUGCUGGUGAAAUUGGCCAACGACACUAAAAAGGAUCGGCUGCAGAAGACAGAGAAAGCGUUCACGUAUGCUAUGGUGCGCGUACUGACCGCCUGGCUCGCACAAGAAACAACCGCUAUGAAGAACCAAGUCUCGAAGGUUCUGCCGUUCCUGUUCAAACUGGCCAACGAGUCGUUCUACGAGUCGCGGGACUACCGCGUCGCCCACAAGACCGACAACGUGGAUGAUCACGAGGAGCAACCACCAGCGGACGUGCUUCGUGUGAUGCUACCCGCCAUUUGCCACCUCGUAGUUGAGGACGAAGCUCGGCAGAUCUUCCUCAAAGAAAAGGAAGAGCAGGUCCUGUACGAUUGUCUGCUGUUUCACUGGUCGAUCGCGCACUACAAGAAACCACCGGUUCCGCGUGCCGAACGCCUAAAGCGCAUGAACGAACCGGAUCCAGAACUAACGCCCCAGCAGCUGGACGACAUGAAAGACUCGCGGACAGCGAUCGUAAGCCUGUGCAACAUCCUGAUGAACAUCACCGUGCUCGAGGCCAAGCUGGUCGAGGAGAGCGCCCUGUUCGCGCAGCUGCUGCGCUUCAUCUUCGAGCAUCUGCCGGAGCUGAAGGACACUCCAGACAACCUCGUGAUGCACGGGCAUUUGGCCGUGCUCGGGUUGCUGCUGCUCAAGCAGCAGUCCUCGAAGAUCAAGAAGAACGACUUCUCGAUCUGUCGCUACAUCCAGACCACGAUUCGGUUCCUCUGGGACGCGUACAACAUCGACGAAUCGAACGACCCGCAGGCGCUGGUCGUGUCGCUGCAGUACAAGGAGCAUUGGUUCGAAAUCAUGGAGCUGUGGUUCCUGGGCAUGCAGACGAUGAGCGGCAUUAUCAAGCUGAUACCGUGGAUCUCCGAGUUUGCGAUCGAGAGCGGUUGGGCCGAGGGUAUCGUUGACACGCUGCGGAAGGUAAAGAUCGGCACGCUGCCCCCGAACGUGAAGCUAGCCUAUGAGGACUUCCUGUCGCAGCUCGUCGAUGCCAACGCGGCCGUGGCGGACGUGCUCAAGAAGGCGGACGCCCUGAAGGUGUGCCGCAACCAUCGGAUGAUGGACCUGGGCAAGAAACUGUUUGGCGACUAAGGCAUUAGGCGACGGGACAGUAGCGCGUGGCUUGCUGUGUGGAGUUUUACAUUCUAAAUUAAUCAUUUUCUCAUAGACCGAUCUUCAUGCUGUACAACACACCGAUCAAUCUGCAUUCGUUCGGUGUCCGUGUAUCUGCUGCAUUUUAAUUGUAUCGUCCAUUUAUCCAUUUAUCGCAUGUCUCAAUCGCUCCUUGCCCCAUAUAUCUAUUGAUACUGUAUGUGAAAAACAAAAAAUGUUGAGGAAGA
This is a messenger RNA of Anopheles nili, 2835 nucleotides long. It is a transcript of the gene Neurochondrin, whose product is annotated as neurochondrin homolog. The record is from RefSeq and is a predicted model, not a curated record. The transcript has a single exon. Gene Ontology annotation, cellular component: dendrite. NCBI's taxonomy places the organism in Eukaryota, Metazoa, Arthropoda, Insecta, Diptera, Culicidae. The coding region runs from base 386 to 2587 and encodes 733 amino acids. Gene Ontology annotation, biological process: regulation of neuronal synaptic plasticity; neuron projection development.